Messenger RNA from Bactrocera latifrons, 2364 nucleotides. RefSeq lists its product as uncharacterized. The record is from RefSeq and is a predicted model, not a curated record. Gene Ontology annotation, molecular function: DNA binding. NCBI's taxonomy places the organism in Eukaryota, Metazoa, Arthropoda, Insecta, Diptera, Tephritidae. Gene Ontology annotation, cellular component: nucleus; transcription regulator complex. Gene Ontology annotation, biological process: regulation of transcription by RNA polymerase II. The transcript has 4 exons. The coding region runs from base 296 to 1981 and encodes 561 amino acids.
CAUUAUCUGGUAGUUAUUCCGAAAUGUCGCUUAAAGUGUCUUUUAAUUCAGUCCGGCCACACAUUAUUAAUUUCCAAUUGUUUUGUUUUUGUGCAAUUAUCAUUUCCUUUUAUCACAUCAUUUGCCGGACGAACGUUGCAUUUUCUCACGAAAUUGAAUGAAAUGAACGUAGUGGAAUGUGUAAAAAGUGGUUGCAGUAAAAAUCGCAAAAGCAUAUAUAUUUUUUAAAGUGAAGUAGGUGUCAAAUUCAAAUUACACAGCGAUAAAAUAAUUGUAAUUUCGUUGCUUUAAAGAAAUGGCGAAUGAUUACUAUGCAAACGUAACUGGCGUCCCUUCGUGUUCAUCCUCACGUUGGCUAACUGAAGAGGUUUUCAAGCUGAUCGAUAUGGUACAACAUGAUGAGGCUAUUUAUAAUCCGCGCCAUAAAUACUACUUUUGUCGACCAUAUGUAGAGAAUUUCUGGCGUGAAGUUGAUCAAAAACUUGAAAAGAAUCCUGGCGCCAGCCUUGCAAAGUGGACUAAUUUGCGUAUAUCUUUUCGCCGCGAGUACACAAAUUAUCUAGAAGAAAAGAUACCGCCCUGUUGGACUUAUUUUGAUCGCAUGUUUUUUCUACAUCCCUAUUUAAGGAAAAAACAUACACCACCCAAAUCACUUGACUCACAAGUACAGGACGCCUUAGUACGUAUCAGCUCUUUAUCUGAUCGUUUGCAGCGAGAACGCACAGCAGCGGUGGCUGCCAACGCAGCUGCCGCUCUUAGCGGUAAUAACGUUACAAACGAUGUACACUCGUCAAUUUUACAUUCUAAACAAACGCAUCAGCAACCAAUCGAUAAUUACUUGGAAUAUUUUGAUGAUGCCGAGCCGAAUAAUUCCGAUGAUUUAGAAGAUGUUAUGGAGGAUGAGCAGCGAAAUCGUUUUCGCCAAUCGGACGCACACGUGCAUACACUUAACAAUGAUAUAAAAUCGGAAUGUGAUGAUGUUAAAUCGGAUGUUGAUGAUUAUGAACCAGAAAUCGCAGCUGUGCGUCAAGAGGAAGAAGAUAAUGAACUUGAAGAGAUGGAAAUGCGUAAUUUCAUGAUGGAUUCAUAUGGAAGCAGCAGCACCACCACAAUUCCAUUAGAAGAUAGACGUGCACAACUACGCAUGCAACAGUUUAUGCGUUUGCAAUCACGCUCAUACCAAGAUGAGUUUCGCAUUAAGCGACCACGCUCGCGGGAUAGCAUAAGUAGCACACAUGCUAUUGCUGCUGCCGGCAGCGGGAAUUUGGCUACUACAGCUGGGAGUAGUUUACAUACUAAUUCACACCCCAGCGCUCCUCCUAUACCACCGGUUAGUGGUAGUGGUCAUACACGCGUGCAUAGCUCCCAAGUCAGCACAGUAUCAACACAUACAAAUAUUUCCUUAGUACGACCAACGCUGGCAAAACCUAUGGAAUUGGUCAGCACUACCACCAGCAAUUCUGGUCCUGGCGGUCUCAGUGUUGGCACUGGCAUCAGCACAGGCAAUGCAUUGACAAAUAAUCCAAAUAACGAUGCAGAUUUGAAUGCGAGUAGUACAUCGAGUAUAAGUAACCAGGUUGCAACAACUUCGACUGCUAUGAGUCACCAGCAUCACCAACGCCACUCAACUGCUAGUCAUCACACACACAAUUACAGUCAUCAUAGUGCUGGUGGAAGUGCUAACUCACAUCAUCGUUUAGAAAUUGCCUCAGUAUCGUCUGGCACUGCUGGCGCUGGUUUGAGUAGCAGUAAUGCUGCAAGUGCAGUGGUACCGGUGUCAACGUUAGUGAAUUCAGCCAAUACAGCAGCGCCUCCACCUGCGCCUCAGUCACAUGUGGAGUUAUGUGACUGCAAAACGGAUCCGGACGCUAUGUUCCUCAUGAGUUUACUACCUGAUAUUCAAAAAUUAAACGGACGAGAUCGUGGUAAAAUUAAGAUUGCAUUUCAAAACAUACUACAGGAUUACUUAUAUCCCGAUUAGGAAUAAGCAUUCCUGUGUAGCUGCUAAUAAACCGUGGUUUUACUUUCUGUGGCUGAAUUCGUCGAAAGAUAAGCGAUUUCGAGUGUUAAGCAAAUCAAUUUUGGAGAAAAAUAUUGCAGACAAAGAAAAGCAAUUGAAUACUUCUAACCAUAAUAAAGCUCUUAAGCGGAUUGCUGCUGUUACCGUUAAUGUAAGUUCUAAACUUAUUAUUACUGAACAGCAUAGAUACUGAAUCACAGCGAUUAGUAUGUAAGGCGUAGAGGUACAGACCAAAUAAUAACAUUUAAUGUUUGUAUGUAGAGUACAUAAUUUACCUUCAAGCAUAUAUAGAUUUAAUAUUCUAAUAUUAGUCAUAGAAUAGCUUGAUUUAAUUUAUGAAAACC